This is a messenger RNA of Belonocnema kinseyi, 675 nucleotides long. RefSeq lists its product as uncharacterized. The transcript has a single exon. NCBI's taxonomy places the organism in Eukaryota, Metazoa, Arthropoda, Insecta, Hymenoptera, Cynipidae. The record is from RefSeq and is a predicted model, not a curated record. Gene Ontology annotation, molecular function: nucleic acid binding. The coding region runs from base 1 to 675 and encodes 224 amino acids.
AUGGAUUUCAAACGUAAUAGUGUGAUUGCUUUAUAUUUAGAAGGAAAAUCACAACCAGCGAUUGUUCGUGAGCUCAAUCACCAUCAACUGAAUAAAGUUUUUGUUAAUCGCACCAUAACUCGUUACAAUAAUACUAGUAGCAUUGCAAAACGUCAUGGAGGUGGUCAUCAAAAGACUGCAACGUCACGUGAGAUGGUUCAAAAGGUAAAGAAGCGACUUGAGCGAAAUCCCCGACAAAGUGCUAAUCAAAUGGCAAAAGAACUUCAAAUAUCCAAGUGUAGCAUCCGCCGCAUACUGAAAAAUAAUCUCAAGGUCAAGCCUUACAAGAUCCAAAAGGUGCAUGAUCUCACACCGAAGCAGCAACAAGUUAGACUUGAGAGAGCGAAGGAGUUGCUUCGCUUCGCCGAAAGCGGUCAAUUUCCGAACAUUAUGUUUUCUGUGGAGAAAAUUUUUCCAAUUAAGCAAUUAGUAAACUCUCAAAACGAUAGUGUUUACUUGACCGACCGUUCAUACGAGAAUUUGAGUCAUCGAUUGGCCACCAGCAGACAGCACCCGAAACAGAUAAUGGUUUGGGCCGCUGUGACCGCAGAUGGGCGCUCUCCAAUCGUUUUCAUCGAGCCUGGCGUCAAGGUAAAUGCCAAAUAUUAUCGAGAAGAUAUUCUGGAAGUUGUUUGA